Odocoileus virginianus texanus is the source of this 1942-nucleotide messenger RNA. Lineage: Eukaryota; Metazoa; Chordata; Mammalia; Artiodactyla; Cervidae. The record is from RefSeq and is a predicted model, not a curated record.
UGCAUAAAAGUGUUAAUGACUGUAAAUGAGUCACAUGCUAUUGGGAAAAAGCCUGAAAAUUCAGCAGACAUGAUUGAAGAAGGAGAGCUUAUCCUAUCUGUAAAUAUCUUUUACCCUGUGAUUUUUCAUAAGCACAAAGAACAUAAGCCCUACCAAACGGUGCUGGUAUUGGGCAGUCAAAAGCUCACGGAACUGAGGGAUUCCAUUUGCUGUGUCAGUGACCUCCAGAUUGGUGGGGAAUUCAGCAACGCUCCUGACCAGGCUCCUGAGAACAUCAGCAAGGACCUAUACAAAUCAGCCUUCUUUUAUUUUGAAGGAACAUUUUAUAACGAUAAAAGAUACCCUGAGUGCAGAGAUUUGAGCAGAACCAUCAUUGAGUGGUCAGAGUCCCAUGAUAGAGGCUAUGGAAAGUUUCAGACUGCUAAGAUGGAAGACUUCACCUUCAAUGACUUGUAUAUCAAAGUGGGUUUUCCUUACUUAUACUGUCACCAGGGAGACUGUGAACAUGUUGUUGUCAUUACUGACAUAAGGCUUGUGCAUCAUGACGACUGCCUGGAUAAGACACUUUAUCCCCUUCUUAUCAAGAAGCAUUGGCUCUGGACCAGAAAAUGUUUUGUUUGUAAAAUGUUCACAGCUCGAUGGGUGACGAACAAUGACAGUUUUGCACCACAGGACCCAUGUUUCUUUUGUGAUGUUUGCUUCCGAAUGCUCCACUAUGAUGCAGAAGGCAACAAACUGGGGGAAUUCCUCGCUUAUCCCUAUGUUGAUCCUGGAACCUUUAAUUAAUAUCCAAAAGUGUACCCUUGUGAAAUAACUUGGUUACUUUACUUCCAAGAAAUGCCAACCUGGAACAGGAUCCACCAGAAACAAAUCGGCUAAAGUUGUCAUCCCCACAAAGAAAAGUUCAAAUCACAGAUCUUCGUAAGCAGUCUGAAUGUAUUUAAAUAUUUGAAUUAAAUUAUUUUAAUAUUUAUUCCAAAGUAUAGUUUCUUGCCCAUUUUUAAGUGAGUCGUCUAUUGAAUUGUAGGAGUGCUUUAUGUAUUCUGAAUACAAAUCCUUUGUCAUACAUUAAGUAUUCUGGUUUUCUCCCAGUCUGUACUUUGCCUAUUUGCUUUGUCCAGAGGGGUUUUUGCUCCUCUACCAUUAGCAAAAUUCUCCUAAAGAUACAUCAAGUGAUAGAAGUGUUUUGAAAAUUCUUUGAAGAAUAUGAGAGCUACACCUUGUACCAUGAGGCUUCCAAGGUAAAUAUCCUUCAAAUAUCUGUAAUAAAAAUGGAGAGGUUAAGAAUAAAAGUACUUAAUAAAUACAGUAUUCAGAAGAGCUAUUGUGUAAUUUUACACUGAACUCUUUGUAAUGUUAGGUUUUAUUUUGGUAAAACCUAGGAACACUAAACAUUUCAAGACUCACUACAUGAAUAAUGAAUGUAUAAAGAGCUUGGGUAUAUACUCAUAACUUCAUAGAAGUAACACUUAAAUUGAAGCUUUAUUUCUUGACCAGAACUUUCUGGAAUCACAAAUGCUAUUUAAAAUGUAUGAUGAUUUUAAUAUUUUUAUGAUUUAAAGAAAUAGAUUUUAUCUAACAUAACCACUGAGUGGAGAUGGGAAAUCAAGAUCCCAUGGAUUGCUGGCUCUACAUCACUACUGUUUGGCAACAAUACCCAGCAUUCUAUGCAAAAGGAAAACAACUUGUUUUUCUAGCCCAGCUCUUCAUUCUUCUGGUACCUUUGUUGUGAUCAUCUAGUUAUCCAAUUCUCAUUUGGGGCCAGAGGACAACGUUGAUAAUUUUGAGGAAGAUCUAGAUCCAUCAGAGAAAAUUGUUGUAUUUAUAUUCAGCUGAAUUCCACUUUCCCUGGAUGGCUGAGAACAUUUACCAUAUAAAUCAACUGAUGAAGCCUGUAAGAUGUGUGUUUAAAAAGUUGACAAUAAAAUGUUUUAUGGACUUA